GAGCGGGCGCGGGCGCGGGAGUGGAGCAGCCGCCGCGGGACCGGACCGAUCCUCGCCGGCGCACCUGCCCGCAGCGCCCGCGGAGCGGCCCGAGCGCGACCACCUCCAGAGCGGCGGCCGAGGCGGCUGAGGCGGCGGGGCGCGGGCGAGUCAGGCGGGACGAGGCGCCGAGACAACUUUUCAUGCAUUGGAGACCAGACCAGAAGCACUUCUGAAUUAAGAUCUGAGAUUCCUUGAGGUAGCAUUGAAGAGCACUAGGACCCGAAGAUGAGUGAACUUGACCAGUUACGGCAGGAGGCCGAGCAGCUUAAAAACCAAAUUAGGGAUGCUAGAAAAGCAUGUGCAGAUGCAACGCUCUCUCAGAUCACAAACAACAUCGACCCAGUGGGAAGAAUCCAGAUGCGCACCAGGAGAACGCUGAGGGGGCACUUGGCCAAAAUUUAUGCCAUGCAUUGGGGCACGGAUUCCAGGCUUCUAGUCAGUGCCUCCCAGGAUGGCAAACUGAUCAUCUGGGACAGCUACACAACAAACAAGGUCCAUGCCAUCCCUCUGCGUUCCUCAUGGGUCAUGACCUGUGCGUAUGCCCCUUCUGGGAACUAUGUGGCCUGCGGUGGCCUGGAUAAUAUUUGCUCCAUUUACAAUCUGAAAACUCGUGAAGGGAAUGUACGUGUGAGCCGUGAACUGGCCGGACAUACAGGUUACCUGUCCUGCUGCCGCUUCCUGGAUGACAAUCAGAUCGUCACCAGCUCUGGGGACACCACCUGUGCUCUGUGGGACAUCGAGACCGGCCAGCAGACGACCACGUUCACUGGACACACUGGGGAUGUUAUGAGCCUUUCUCUUGCUCCCGACACCAGACUGUUUGUUUCUGGUGCUUGUGAUGCUUCAGCCAAACUCUGGGAUGUGCGAGAAGGGAUGUGCCGGCAAACUUUCACUGGCCAUGAGUCUGACAUCAAUGCCAUCUGCUUCUUUCCAAAUGGCAACGCAUUUGCCACUGGCUCGGAUGAUGCCACCUGCAGGCUGUUCGACCUUCGGGCGGACCAGGAGCUCAUGACUUACUCCCAUGACAACAUCAUCUGCGGGAUCACCUCGGUGUCUUUCUCCAAGAGUGGGCGCCUCCUCCUCGCAGGGUACGAUGACUUCAACUGCAAUGUGUGGGACGCACUCAAGGCCGACAGGGCAGGUGUCUUGGCUGGGCAUGACAACCGCGUCAGCUGCCUGGGGGUGACUGACGAUGGGAUGGCCGUGGCGACAGGGUCCUGGGAUAGCUUCCUCAAGAUCUGGAACUAACGCGGACAGCAGCUGGACGUCGUGGCGACUGGAAGACCAUUCCAACCUUGAAGCGUUACAGUGAUAGCAUUUCCAAUCCACCCCUACUAACGUGGACGCCCUGCACCCCCUCAGAACUUCAAAAGGGCAAGACCUUUUCCUUCACUUAUUGCUGAAACCAAGAGCACAAUUCCCAUGAAGAGAAGAAUCUCUGUGCUGUAAACUCAAACAAAUUGUGCAUUCCUCCCGGGACCAUUGUCUUUGUUUUCUUUUUUGUCUUGAAAAGGAAAUACUAUAAUAAACGUGCUAACCAGAAGGUAAACUUGAGUGUAAUUGCGAGGCAGACACACCUUUUCACUAGUUCAUUUGAAUUUUAGGUCAGUGACCCUGUUUUGUGCUGUUGAUGCAAAACAAGUUGAGGAUUUUAUCUUGUAAUCAGUUCUAAAUUUCAGGUUGUGUUUGUAACAGAAUUCUGCAAACAUUCAUAUUUCCUUUUUAAAAUAUAUUCCUUUACGUUCAGUAGUUACACAGAGGAAGAGGGUCUGGUGCAGCCUCUCUGAAAUUGUUAAUGAUGUAAAUUGAGUCCCUUGUUUUUUAUUUUUUGUCUCGUGUCACAUAAUUGUUACGCACAAACACGGCAUAGAAAGGAAGAUGCUAAUAAGGAAAGGAACCAAGCACAUGCUGUGGAUGGUCUUGAAUGCGUGAUGAAUAGUAAACUCAGAUUAGGCACCUUCUGCUCCCCGACCUGUCCCCCCUACCUUCUCAGUUCAGUCCUUAAUCUCACCUUGGGUUUCCUUGUGAAGUCGGAGGGACGUUCGUAAUAAUAGCCUAACACUACCCUGCGCCCCACCCCCAGCCGUCAGGAACCUCUGUUUUCCAGAGAGGCGCCCGUCCUGUGCUUGGAUAGUCAGUCAAUUAUUUGUGUAUGAAACCAUGUACAAAUCAAUGUUUUGAAAAUAAUGAUCUCAAACUUUCUAAGUUAAAUUUUAAAAAAUUUGAUCGUUUGCCAUAUUGGGUGGGUUUACUCUUAGAAUCGCAUGCUGUAGAAAUGCUCAAAAGCGCAUAUAGGACUCAGUCCUUAGAUGUUCUUUUUCUUUUAAGAAGUAACCUCUUUACAGUGUAACCACUGCGGCUCUGUCCACUCACGUCUGCACAAGUGUCGGGGGCAGGGCAGCCCGCAGGCUUCACGCUUGGGCAGCGGGAUCAGUCACUCUUUCUUUCUUUCAAAAAAAAAAAAAAAAAAAAAAAGUCCUGUUCCAAAUGAUCACUGUUGGAUUCGGGGGUGGGGGUGGGGGCAGGGAAUGGAGACCCUGGCCUUCCUCUGUGAAUUCCUCCUGGCCUGUCUUUGCCGUGGAGCCAGCCUUUUGCACCUGAGGCGGAUCGUUGUCUAACACGCAGGCCUCCCGGGUCCCACCGGAGGCCGGUGUCCAGCAGCCGCGGUUGGACGGCAGUGCCGUGGGCUGCCUCCCUGCACCCUAGCCCCCUUCCCGCAGCAGCGGUGGCUCCUCUCUCCUCUUUCUGCAGCAGCCUGUGCACAACUGUGCUGUGACAUGCAGGAGGCCUGGAUCUGGCAGAGAGAAUAAACACGAGCCCUCCUUCCUUCCCAUCGACACCUCUGUAGAGCUCUCUGCACCCUGUGCCCCUCACUGUUUGUAUUUAAUUUUAAAGUCAGUGUAUUGCAAGGAGGCUGGAUGCAAGAUAGAUACUAUAUUAAACUGUACCGUUAUUUAAGAUGUAAUAAAGCAGUUUGACAUGA
Molecule: messenger RNA, 3025 nt
Organism: Callorhinus ursinus (northern fur seal)
Lineage: Eukaryota; Metazoa; Chordata; Mammalia; Carnivora; Otariidae
Gene: GNB1
Product: G protein subunit beta 1
Biological process (GO): signal transduction
Molecular function (GO): protein binding
Source: RefSeq, a predicted model, not a curated record